Molecule: messenger RNA, 5592 nt
Organism: Oncorhynchus masou masou (cherry salmon)
Lineage: Eukaryota; Metazoa; Chordata; Actinopteri; Salmoniformes; Salmonidae
Product: ethanolamine kinase 1-like
Exons: 9
Coding region: 153-1292 (379 amino acids)
Biological process (GO): phosphatidylethanolamine biosynthetic process
Cellular component (GO): cytoplasm
Molecular function (GO): ethanolamine kinase activity
Source: RefSeq, a predicted model, not a curated record
CGCGAGGGCGGUGCCAAGUAGGAGAUAAGCGACGACGAGAACCUCACCGGUAGUUGCAUCCUUUGCUUUAACCAUUUAUAAGCACCUUGUUUAGCUACCGUUAGCUGUUUAUACCAACCAGCUCACAAAAAAUUGCUGUUGUUUUUUUUUGUAUGUCCCGAAUUCCAUUCAUAUCUGUCAAGAAUUCGAAACGGAAAAUAAACCACAUUAUGGAGACGGAGAUACACGUGCCUGUGGGGUCGCCGGUAAUUCGAAAAUUCCCGAUUUUCGUGGAGGAACAUAACGUAACCGAUGGGGCAAUGAAGCUGAUAAAGCAGCUUCGGCCAGCGUGGGACAUAAACCAUGUCAAGACCAAGCUCUUCACUGAUGGGACCACUAAUAAGCUGGUGGGUUGUUAUGUGGAUGCCAGUCCAGAGGACGUGGUUCUGGUGCGUGUGUAUGGGAACAAGACGGAGCUGAUCGUCGACCGAGACAACGAGCUCAAGAGCUUCCAGGUGCUACAUGCUAACGGCUGUGCGCCGCGCCUCUACUGCACCUUCCAGAAUGGCCUCUGCUACGAGUUCAUGCAGGGGGACGCCCUCGGAACACAGGACGUCAGGGACCCGAUCUUACUCAGGCUAAUAUCCAGGGAGAUGGCUCGUAUCCAUGCCAUCCACGCACAUAACGGCUGCAUCCCCAAACCCAACCUGUGGAUCAAGAUGAGGAAAUAUUUCUCUCUGGUCGCCACCGAGUUCACCGAGCAAGCCUCCAACGCCAGGAUCCAGCAGGAGGUGCCCAGCCAGGCAGUGUUGGAGCAGGAGAUGGUGUGGAUGAAGGAGCACUUGUCUCAGCUGGGCUCUCCUGUGGUGCUCUGUCACAACGACCUGCUCUGCAAGAAUAUCAUCCACAACAGCAAAGAAGGCCAUGUCCGGUUCAUAGACUAUGAAUACUCUAGUUACAACUAUCAGGCCUUUGACAUCGGGAACCACUUCAACGAAUUUGCUGGUAUGAGUGAGCUGGACUAUGGGCUGUAUCCUAGCCGUGAGAUGCAGCUGGAGUGGCUGCGUGUGUAUCUGCAGGCGUACAAACUGUCCACUAAGAAAGGAGAGGAGGUCAGCGACAGAGAGCUGGAGAGACUCUACAUACAGGUCAACAAGUUUGCUCUGGCAUCACACUUCUUCUGGGGCUUCUGGGCACUCAUCCAGGCCAAGUACUCCUCCAUCGAUUUUGACUUCCUGGGGUAUGCUGUGCUGCGCUUCAACCAAUACUUCAAGACCAAACCUGCAGUGAUGGCUCUACAGAUCCCAGAAUGAGAGGAGAAGAGAGGGACCCCAUCACUGGCACUGACCAGUGGAGCAGACACACUUUGAGCAGGAGAGGGCUGUGCUGGGGGAUGAGGGACAAAAGUUGGGGUUGAGCAUUAUUAAUGGGGUCGAGGGGUAAAUAACAUUUAGAGGGCCGAGUGUGGAUGGACCACAACAUUUUUUCCAAACUCGGUCCCUGGCAACAAGCGCAAAUACUAUUUAAUUCCUCUUCAACUGUCCACCUCUGUCUCACCAGUCAAGCUCAUCAAGAUUCCCCAAAACAGCCAGGGGUGGUCUGUGUGUAAAUGUGUCUUUAUUUAUUUAUUCUGUGAAGAAUUGAUUGACCUACUGAUGUAAGAUUAAUUCCCCAGGCAGACGGGUAGCUGAAACACUAGCUGAGUCCGGGAGCAUUUGGUGCCAACAUGGAGAACAGGGUGCAGACAGUUCUGUAUUUAUGGGCUCUGAGUUUUCCCUGUGGUUGUGUUCAAGGCGUGUAGUGUAGGAUAGAGGGCAGCCAGCUUGUUCUUAAUGUAGGCACUGAUCUGAGAGGAUUUCUUAAGCAAUAUGGUCAUAGUUUCACCAUGAAAAUAGUGUAUUCAUUCAACUCUGAUCUACACGAAGUGGCUAGGGGCUGACGUAGAACUGAAGUUUUAGUUGCUUUGCAGUGAAGGUGGCAUUGCCGUGUAGGUUAGAGGGGCUAGCCAUGGCAAGACAGUGAUAUGGUCCUUUAAUAAUGUCUGACAGCAGAGCUGCCUCUGUGGCCAGGAGCAGCUUUGCGUCACUGGUGCUAGACUUUAAACCAGGGCCCUGUUCUCCCUCUGCCUCUUCUCCACCACUUUAGCUUUUAUAGUUAUGGUGACUCGCUCUGUUAAACUUUGCACUCAGACUACUGUGAAAAUCACAACCUCAAUCACCCCUGCCUUCCCCAGUAUCUGACCCCUCUUCCUCCCCCUUUCUCUCACCUCCCUCUGCCCUUUUACACGUCCUCCUCUCUCGACUCUUUUGAUUGGCUGAGGUGGUGGAGGGACUUUUGCCUGAAGUGCACAUAUUCACUGUAACAUCCCAACCUCCAUCCAUUCAGUCAUAACUUCCCUAAAAAGGAGCCAGAAUCUUAUACAAUAGGUUAUUGCGUAAACUGUCAGAGCCAGUGCUUCAAAGGGUGUGGAAUCACUAACCCCAAUGUUGUUCUGACGCUUAUCAGGAUGUGAGUGAGGUGGCCAAGGACAAGACAGCAGGGUGAAGUCCACACUGAGCCAGCAACCACUUCCUUCUCUGACUGACCAAGGACAAGACAGCAGGGUGAAGUCCACACUGAGCCAGCAACCACUUCCUUCUCUGACUGACCAAGGACAAGACAGCAGGGUGAAGUCCACACUGAGCCAGCAACCACUUCCUUCUCUGACUGACAUCAUGAUCUUUGGGGGAAGUCCACACUGAGCCAGCAACCACUUCCUUCUCUGACUGACAUCAUGAUCUUUGGGGGAAGUCCACACUGAGCCAGCAACCACUUCCUUCUCUGACUGACAUCAUGAUCUUUGGGGGAAGUCCACACUGAGCCAGCAACCACUUCCUUCUCUGACUGACAUCAUGAUCUUUGGGGGAAGUCCACACUGAGCCAGCAACCACUUCCUUCUCUGACUGACAUCAUGAUCUUUGGGGGAAGUCCACACCUUUCUUUAUCCCAGUCCCCCCUCCCUUCCUCUCCAGCCCUCUCAGAUCAGAAGAUCAACAUGUAAGGGAAAGUAGAGGAGAGCUGUAUUAGGAUAUCAUAAGCCUGUCCUGUGAUCCCUGGCUGUCUGCUGUUUCUGACAGGGUUAAUAAUUCACCAAUCUAGGAGGCUGCCAACUCUAUGAAGGUGUUGAAGAGAAGGACUGUUGUGACGAGUCACUAGCCAUGCUUGCCAGGCCUCUUAGUUCCCCUACACACUCCAAAAUGUGUUGUCUGGCUACACGGUGAGACUGAUGAGCAGCCUCUUGGCUCUCAGGAGAGCUUGCCUUUUUGUCCCUUGUCACUAGCUGUACAGGCAGGGAGGGUAGAUGCCAUUUUCACCAGCUCUUGUCCUGGAGAGCUACAGUCUAGACACAUGAUUCAACUAAUCAUCAUUAUCCUGGUUCAUUUAAUCAUGUGUGUUAGUGCUGGGCUGGAACAAACCUGCACACCCUGUAACUGUCCAGGACCAGGGUUUUUGACUACUGGAAUAGUGUUAAGCAGAGCAUCUGCAACAUAGCAGUAGAUUGAUGCAACAAAUGGAAAUUACUCUUGAUGUAGUAUUGUGUCCAUUCUAUACAGUACAUUUCUAUCGGCAACAUUCCAAACUAUUUAUGUCAUUGAGUCAGCGGAAUUGGUUGAGAGAAUCUUGUAGUGUUUCCUAAAUGGAUGGUCAAGGCCCUCUUGUAUACAUUUUUAAAGGCCGUUAUGGACAGAGACGACACUUUGAAAGGCUUCAGGUGAGUCACAGCUCACCACCAACUGUUCUAUGUCGGCCCCAGGGUUGAACGAACAGGUGACCAAGUGCAAUGAAUUCCUGUUUAUCGUAGAUGUACAUAUGUGAAUAUGUUUCCUUUGAGUUGACCGUAACAUUUCAGUGAGACUCUUAACUGUAUUCCUGUUAGGGUGCAUCUCAACUGUCUUAGAGUGGAUUCCUUUCCUUCAUCUACACUAAUAGGAAACAAUUAGAUGGAUGACAAAUGAAUCCACCAUAUUGCUUUCAUCCUGUUUUCAGACGUGGUGCUUAAGGAGAGAUGAGGGAGACUGACCUUAAGAGUAUGAGGGAGACACUAGAUGGAGACUGACCGUAAGAGUAUGAGGGAGACACGAGAUGGAGACUGACCGUAAGAGUAUGAGGGAGACACGAGAUGCAGACUGACCGUAAGAGUAUGAGGGAGACACUAGAUGGAGACUGACCAUAAGAGUAUGAGGGAGACACUAGAUGGAGACUGACCAUAAGAGUAUGAGGGAGACACGAGAUGCAGACUGACCGUAAGAGUAUGAGGGAGACACGAGAUGGAGACUUACCGUAAGAGUAUGAGGGAGACACUAGAUGGAGACUUACCGUAAGAGUAUGAGGGAGACACGAGAUGGAGACUGACCGUAAGAGUAUGAGGGAGACACCAGAUGGAGACUGACCGUAAGAGUAUGAGGGAGACACGAGAUGGAGACUGACCGUAAGAGUACGAGGGAGACACUAGAUGGAGACUGACCGUAAGAGUACGAGGGAGACACUAGAUGGAGACUGACCGUAAGAGUACGAGGGAGACACGAGAUGGAGACUGACCGUAAGAGUAUGAGGGAGACAAGGUGGUCGAAUGUCAAGAUGUUCUAUGCACCAAAGCACUCCUGGUGGUCUGUGGUUACAUUCAACUAAACUAGUCAGACACUAGAUUGCCAAGCUACAACAAACAGAAGUGGCAACAUAGGUUAAUGGUUGAGAUUUGUGAUUAGAAAGCAACAGCCUACUUCAUGCUAGCAUGGCCAGAUGACUGUAAAUGUCUGCUUCCUGAAUGCACAACCAAAAAUGACCCUGGGUUUCAUGGAAAUGCACCCCACUUAAAGUGGUAGACCAACUACGGCAGGCUAGGGCUGCUUUCCAAUUCUUAAAUAUGCCCUUAACUCCCUUCACAAAAUGUAAACGAUUAUGCUUAUUGCUACUACUAGUCGUUUUAGAAACUCCCUCCAGCCUAACACCUAUCCAAUCCUCUCAGAUCUUUGAGGGCAAGCCAGCAGGAGCGGGUUCAAGAAUCUCAGUGCCCGUAGCUCUACUAGUGAAAUCUAUAAAGUAGAGUUUUUAUACACUCCUACAGCACAUGCCUUCACUGGACAAACGUUGGAAGAGCUUUUGAAUGUGUCCUAGAAUACUUUACAUUUGAAGUAAAGGAAGUAAGUUCCCCAUUUAGAAAAAUAGCCAAUAAUACACAUGUAGGAAGAUAAAUGUGCACUACUGUGGGACUUGAUUUUAUUCUUUCAACAUAACCCUGUGGAUAUGUGCUGACUAUGGAAGGGUUACAUCCUGACAGUGGUAUUUGUAGACUAGAGAUGUGUUGAAGGGUGUAUUCAUGUUUUCAUUUUACUUUUUCUAUAUACACACAUACCAAAAUGGUUAGCUUCAUAAGGCUUGCAGUUCAUUUGCAAAUAACUUAGAAACACUACAGAAAACUAGAUUCUACUUUCUCCAUAUUUUCUUUUUUGACUGUUGAAUUUUAGGUGAGUGUAGGGAGUCAGCGGUUGUAAAUACUAAGAAAUACUGUGAAUCUGACUGUGCUGGGGAGAGUAACAUUGGUCAGUAAAUAUUUCCAUUAAACGUUGAACUAUU